AGGUUUUUCCCCGUUGCACUUUUAUUUCUUCUUCGUGCGAAAUGUUGACUUGGUUGGUUUUCGGCGUGCUGAUUGCCAGUGUGACAGGGGACGAAAACAAGGAUUUCUACAACUUCACUGUAAAAGAUGCUCAAGAUCAAGAUUUCGCAUUGGAGCAGUUCAGAGGCAAAGUUACGUUAGUCGUUAACGUAGCAAGUUACUGCGGGUUCACGGAAAAACACUACGAAGCCUUGACUAAACUGGACGGGAUUUUAGGACACGAUGGGUACUUUCGGGUCCUUGCGUUUCCAUGCAACCAGUUCGGUGAACAGGAACCCGGAAGCAUGCAGGAAAUUGUAAACUUUGUCGUCAACACUUUCCAUGCCGAGUUCCCUAUUUUCAAGAAAAUCGACGUGGUUGGGGAGAACGCCGAUAAGGCUUUCAAAAAUUUAUAUCAGCAAUGUGGCGUGAUGCCGGAUUGGAACUUCUACAAGUACCUCGUGGAUCACGGAGGGAAAGUGAUCGGAGCCUGGGGACCGAAGGUUGACGUCGAGUCUCUGUUCGACUCCAUUUCCGCGGCCGUGAAAAUAGCUGCCAAUCACGACCAAGACGGGAAGGUGGCCAAGAAAACGGUAUUUUACCAUAACGUGGUUGAUCCCGGUGCUUUCGAUUACGAUGCUGACGAGGAACAUGAAGACUCGUGGAAAGACGAACUGUGAUCUUCCAGCUCAAUGACCCGUUGUUUUUGCGCGCAUGUAGGCCGCAUUUUUUUUUUUUUUGUCUUGCAAAAAAACGAAAGAUGGGAAAAGGGUCUUGAAAUACUCGUAAUUUUGCGAUAUGAACGUAAAAUUACGUUCUCAAAUUUCACAUUACGACUCAGAAGGUGUAAACAUGUUCUUCCGUAAGUCUUGAAUCCUUUGUUAUGCGCGAAGUGGGGCCUAUUCUGGAAAUUUUAAUAUGAAUCUGUGUGCGGGAAAAUGUCCCAAAAUUUUUCCAGUGAUGCAGAAUUAUGUUCUAAAAUUUAUCUUUUUGGCCCAAAACGUUACACGCACUUCUUCCGUAAGUCCUAAAUCAUAUGUUACCCUCGAAACCAGGUACAGUAUAUUAUUGAAAUUUUAAAAUUUUGUGGGUGGUUUUGGUUCUCGAAUGUCCCAAAAAAUGUUCCAUGACAUGAAAUACUGUAUUUCAUUUUGAAAAGGGCUGCUCAAAAAUGUUGAUGCGGCCUACACGCGCGUAAAUACAAAUGCUGACGGUAUAUUUCCCCUCAAAGUUGAAUUCCACUGAGAGAAAAAUCGCUGCGUAAAACGAGUUUUAAUGUUGUGAUUUCAAGCGAAGCGUAUUAUUGAAUUUCGGGGAUUGAUUAAAUGUGGGAAUUCCUAAAUGGGAAGGGAUCAGUUGUGAAUUUCGCACGUUUUAUGUUUGCUGUUUUGUAGGCAACUUUUUUUUUAGGGAUUGUGUUCUGAUGCGUUGUUCUACCGCAUGUUCAAUUGUGUCUUAGCAUUUCAAAGAGGGAGGAUUAAUUUUAUGUGGAUGAUACAUUUUAUUUUUUGAAACAACGAAAUUGCAAUCCUCUGUAAUGAUCGAGACUGUUCAACAAUGUACAAUUCAUUUCGCUCAUUCAGUUUGUGUCUAUUCAUCUGGCUAUGGAAUUCAGCAAAAUAUUCGCAUUUCUUGUUGUUCUGUUUUUGUUUUGGCAAAGAAACCCCACUGCUGGUGGUGGAAACCAAGAAGACUUUUGAUAGUGAUCACUGAUGAAUCUCAUGCACCAGAAGCUAUUUGUUUGGAUUGUUUGAUGGGAACUUUGUGUCACCAGCUGCCUUGUGUUGAAAUCUGUCUUCCAAUAAAAUGUUAUUUUGCCAAGGGAA
This is a messenger RNA of Notodromas monacha, 1844 nucleotides long. NCBI's taxonomy places the organism in Eukaryota, Metazoa, Arthropoda, Ostracoda, Podocopida, Cyprididae. The record is from the annotation of a GenBank genome assembly.